UCUGCAACCAUACAUACGAAAUUAUUUAGUUCCUUCUCCUGUCUAUCUAUCCAUCCAGCAAUAAUUUAUCACUCCUUUGUGCCCACCAACAAAACUGGGUCCAGAUAAUAAUCCAUUCCAUUUAUUGUGCUGAGAUUUGAGAGCCCAUUAUUAUGCAUUCAGGAUUCAGAAUCAGAUCACGAACAGUCAGGUCAGGUUCAGUCCAAUCCAGUGUAAUGGACAUAAUUGAGAAGUAGAAUCGCAGCAGGGGAAAAGAAAUAUGAAAAAUGCAGACAUUUUGCACACUACAACGGCAUUUAUGUAUUAUCCAAAGUCCGGGAGUAAACUAGUUUGCGAAUUAAUUUUACAUGAUUUUAAUAGGAAGUUGCUGAGCAGGCUGGAUGGUUUUAUGUGGCUUGAAAGAAAUUAUUAUGAUCAGGACGUGAUUCAUGAGGGUGAUUCAUAAUUUAAUGAAAUCGUUGCUUUUUUUAGGAAACCCUGCCAUAUUUCUGCCAUGCCACGACCAACAUGUUUACAAACGAUUUGUCACGAAACUCCAAACAAUUCUUGAAAGUUGUAAUGUAAAAUCAAUAACAAUUAACAUCGAACAAUGGCGUGUGCCUGGCAAGAUUAUUGCACUAUUAUUGAGCCAUCAUAUUUACUCCUUCCUCUUUUAUGCCAUUUUAUUUUUCCAUCUCAAAACCCACACCGUCAUCCAAACGGUAAAAUUAAAAUACAAACAAAAAUUAUGGUCCGCCUCUUCGGAGUUUCGACCAUUGUCCUGGUCGCCACUACGUUCCUGAUAGCGUACAACUUGACAGAAUUACUGUUUUCGAACUGUUCUGGUCGCGGAGACGAUGGGGGACGUCUUGCCUCCCCCACGCCCAAGUUGGUCAAUCCAUUUUGCAACGGCUCAAUGGGGAUGCGUCUCGGAAUCAUUAUUUUGCAGAAUAUUUUUAAUUUAACGUCAUUCAUCGCCUUCUACAUGGCUUGUAUCAACUGGUGGUACAAUUAUGAAAUGGGCGUCCUCAUGCGGCACGUUUUCGUCAUGUGGAGUUUUGUCUGGAUUAUGGCGUGCAUCGUGGGGGUGGGGUUGGCAUUCUCCACCGUGAUUUCAGACCCAGUGGACAACGAGAGAGCCAUUUUGUACGAAACUUUCUCCAAGCAUUACCGAAAUUGGGAAUAUAUUCGUCAGCUUGAGUGGUAUCAGAAAGAGAAUAACUGCUGCGGAAUUUUUGGUGCGGAUGACUGGCUGAUUCCCCAAUUUAGACUAUCACCUUCGCAAAUGAUUGGAAGAUUUGCCGACUUUAACUACGGCUUUCGAAAUCCACCCACUGGAAAGUGCCACCUGUCCCUAGACAAGUUCAAGACACCGACCGGAUGUGGGGACGCCAUUUUGAAGACGUAUCACCUCAGCAUGUUCAACUAUGGGGCAAUUUUAUUCGUCCAAGCGUUCCUCGGUCUCGUGGCGGCGUACUUGGCCGGAAAAGCCUUUCUGAGAAGGGAUGCCGAGAAAGUGAGUGAUGUCGAGAUACCAGAAAUUCCAAUUAAUAAUAUUAGAACUUCAGCUGCGAAAUGAAACGAAAUGGAAUUUGUCAUGAUUUUUUUUUGUGGAAUUUGAAAUCGCAUUUCAAUAUUUAUCAUAGAGCAAUAAAAAAGAUGUAAUAAAUUCAUUUGACAAGA
Folsomia candida is the source of this 1662-nucleotide messenger RNA. RefSeq lists its product as uncharacterized. Bases 590 to 1558 code for a protein of 322 amino acids. Lineage: Eukaryota; Metazoa; Arthropoda; Collembola; Entomobryomorpha; Isotomidae. The record is from RefSeq and is a predicted model, not a curated record. Gene Ontology annotation, cellular component: membrane. The transcript has 3 exons.